This is a messenger RNA of Mizuhopecten yessoensis (Yesso scallop), 2735 nucleotides long. RefSeq names its product adhesive plaque matrix protein-like. NCBI's taxonomy places the organism in Eukaryota, Metazoa, Mollusca, Bivalvia, Pectinida, Pectinidae. The coding region runs from base 312 to 2735 and encodes 807 amino acids. The record is from RefSeq and is a predicted model, not a curated record. Gene Ontology annotation, cellular component: keratin filament. The transcript has a single exon.
UGGUAUAAAAAAUUUUUUUAUUCAUGUUAAUAAUACAAAACCAUUAAUUACAAAUUAUGCUUGUAGUGACAAGUUUGAUAUUUCAUUCAAAAUACAUCAAUAUAGAGGUAUUGUUAGUGGUUAAUGAUUAAACAUACAAGAAGGACGCAUAAUACUGUUAGCACUAUUGGCGUGCUUCCUCUCCAUGAUGUGUCCAUAACCAUGUAAAUAAAGCAGAUCAAUAUUACAAACUUCAUUGCAUAUACAAAAUCAUGACCACUGAUGAGAUUUGAUUCUGAUUUCAUAUUACACUGAAUAACACAUUGAUCAUAAUGUCUCUUAAGUCUGUAUGCUCUCAGCACAAGAUCAGCCCUCCCCCAUACCAGUCCCCUACUAGUCAACCCUCCUCAUACCAGUCCUAUACUAGUCAACCCUUCCCAUACCAGUCCCCUACUAGUCAACCCUCCUCAUACCAGUCCCAUACUAGUCAACCCUCCCCAUACCAGUCCCAUACUAGUCAACCCUCUCCAUACCAGUCCCAUACUAGUCAACCCUCCCCAUACCAGUCCCAUACUAGUCAACCCUCCCCAUACCAGUCCCAUACUAGUCAACCCUCCCCAUACCAGUCCCAUACUAGUCAACCCUCCCCAUACCAGUCCCAUACUAGUCAACCCUCCCCAUACCAGUCCCAUACUAGUCAACCCUCCCCAUACCAGUCCCAUACUAGUCAACCCUCCCCAUACCAGUCCCAUACUAGUCAACCCUCCCCAUACCAGUCCCAUACUAGUCAACCCUCCCCAUACCAGUCCCAUACUAGUCAACCCUCCCCAUACCAGUCCCAUACUAGUCAACCCUCCCCAUACCAGUCCCAUACUAGUCAACCCUCCCCAUACCAGUCCCAUACUAGUCAACCCUCCCCAUACCAGUCCCAUACUAGUCAACCCUCCCCAUACCAGUCCCAUACUAGUCAACCCUCCCCAUACCAGUCCCAUACUAGUCAACCCUCCCCAUACCAGUCCCAUACUAGUCAACCCUCCCCAUACCAGUCCCAUACUAGUCAACCCUCCCCAUACCAGUCCCAUACUAGUCAACCCUCCCCAUACCAGUCCCAUACUAGUCAACCCUCCCCAUACCAGUCCCAUACUAGUCAACCCUCCCCAUACCAGUCCCAUACUAGUCAACCCUCCCCAUACCAGUCCCAUACUAGUCAACCCUCCCCAUACCAGUCCCAUACUAGUCAACCCUCCCCAUACCAGUCCCAUACUAGUCAACCCUCCCCAUACCAGUCCCAUACUAGUCAACCCUCCCCAUACCAGUCCCAUACUAGUCAACCCUCCCCAUACCAGUCCCAUACUAGUCAACCCUCCCCAUACCAGUCCCAUACUAGUCAACCCUCCCCAUACCAGUCCCAUACUAGUCAACCCUCCCCAUACCAGUCCCAUACUAGUCAACCCUCCCCAUACCAGUCCCAUACUAGUCAACCCUCCCCAUACCAGUCCCAUACUAGUCAACCCUCCCCAUACCAGUCCCAUACUAGUCAACCCUCCCCAUACCAGUCCCAUACUAGUCAACCCUCCCCAUACCAGUCCCAUACUAGUCAACCCUCCCCAUACCAGUCCCAUACUAGUCAACCCUCCUCAUACCAGUCCCAUACUAGUCAACCCUCCCCAUACAAGUCCCAUACUAGUCAACCCUCCCCAUACCAGUCCCAGACUAGUCAACCCUCCUCAUACCAGUCCCAUACUAGUCAACCCUUCCCAUACCAGUCCCAUACUUGUCAACUCUCCUCAUACCAGUCCCCUACUAGUCAACCCUCUCCAUACCAGUCCCAUACUAGUCAACCCUCCCCAUACCAGUCCCCUACUAGUCAACCCUCCUCAUACCAGUCCCAUACUAGUCAACCCUUCCCAUGCCAGUCCCAUACUUGUCAACCCUCCUAUUACCAGUCCCAUACUAGUCAACCCUUCCCAUACCAGUCCCAUACUUGUCAACCCUCCUAUUACCAGUCCCAUACUAGUCAACCCUUCCCAUACCAGUCCCAUACUUGUCAACCCUCCUCAUACCAGUCCCAUACAAGUCAACCCUCCUCAUACCAGUCCCAUACCUGUCAACCCUCCCCAUACCAGUCCCAUACAAGUCAACCCUCCCCAUACCAGUCCCAUACUAGUCAACCCUCCCCAUACCAGUCCCCAACUAGUCAACCCUCUCCAAACCAGUCCCAUACAAGUCAACCCUCUCCAUACCAGUCCCAUACAAGUCAACCCUCUCCAUACCAGUCCCAUACUAGUCAACCCUCUCACUACCAGCCCCAUACUAGUAAAUCCUCCCCAUACCAGUCCCCUACUAGUCAACCCUCUCCUUACCAGUCCCAUACUAGUCAACCCUCCCCAUACCAGUCCCAUACUAGUCAACCCUUACCAUGCCAGUCCCAGACUAGUCAACCCUCCCCAUACAAGUCCCAUACUAGUCAACCCUUGCCAUGCCAGUCCCAGACUAGUCAACCCUCCCCAUACCAGUCCCAUACUAGUCAACCCUCUCGAAACCAGUCCCAUACAAGUCAACCCUCUCCAUACAAGUCCCAUACAAGUCAACCCUCUCCAUACCAGUCCCAUACUAGUCAACCCUCCCCAUGCCAGUCCCAUACUAGUCAACCCUCCCCAUACAAGUCCCAUACUAGUCAACCCUUCCCAUGCCAGUCCCAGACUAGUCAACCCUCCCCAUGCCAGUCCCAGACUAGUCAAUUCUUUAGGAACUAG